Messenger RNA from Cokeromyces recurvatus, 345 nucleotides. Its product is annotated as ribosomal S17-domain-containing protein. Bases 20 to 286 code for a protein of 88 amino acids. Gene Ontology annotation, biological process: translation. Lineage: Eukaryota; Fungi; Mucoromycota; Mucoromycetes; Mucorales; Mucoraceae. The transcript has 2 exons. Gene Ontology annotation, molecular function: structural constituent of ribosome. Gene Ontology annotation, cellular component: ribosome. The record is from RefSeq and is a predicted model, not a curated record.
UGGUUUCACCACUCACUUGAUGAAGCGUAUUUCUCGCGGUCCCGUUCGUGGUAUCUCCUUCAAGUUGCAAGAAGAGGAACGUGAACGUCGUGAUAACUAUGUUCCUGAAGUCUCUGCCUUGGAUACCGCCAACAUUGAAGUUGAUCCUGAAACUGAGGAAUUGCUCAAGUCUAUGAACUUUGAUAACCUUGCUGGUGUUAAGGUUACUCAACCUGUUGCUACUUUCACUCCCCGUACUGCUCGUGGUCCUCGCGCUCCUCGUAAGGCUGUUGAUGCCCAAGCCUAACUUUUUUUUUCAAAUAAAAAAAAAAUAAAAAUACUCUAAAUAUGUAUAUAUGCUUUAAA